AUGCCGUCACGAACAAUUUCAGUCGACGAGAAAACACUCGAGAUGGAUGAAAAUCUAUCUAUACUCAAUCCUUUCCCCACUCGGCUGGAAGGUCCUGAACUGCUCCACGAGCUUAUAUCGGGUCCUGAGACUCCUGGAACUGCUCUGGAAUACCUAGACGCGGACGGCAAAUCAAGCACACUGUCCUAUUCGGAAUUGCAUAGGAGAUCGGAACAUCUAGCAUGGCGUUUGGUUGAAGUCAGCCGUCGGAUCUCACGGAAGAACCUUGGAAUCGUGCCCAUCUAUAUUCCACAAUGCACUUCUCUGUACAUAUCGCAAUUAGCGAUCCUCAAGUCAGGAGCAGCGUUUUGUCCCUUGAACCUCGAUGUGCCGGAAGAGCGGCUCAAGUUCAUCCUUAAGGAUACUUCAGCGGGUAUCCUCCUGACGACUAGUGCUAUGCGACAGAAAAUCCCAGAGUUGGAAGGCAUUACUGUUAUCGUAGUGGAUGAUGAGCAGUCGGAGUCCGAGUCCGAGAGAGAAUUCUUUGACGAAAAGAUGAUAUGUCCGAACUCAUCCUCUCUUGCAUAUAUCAUGUAUACCUCGGGCAGCACUGGACUACCAAAGGCGGUCUGUCUGUCACAUCGAGCAGUGACACAGUCGCUCCUGGCACAUGAUCGGUUUAUCCCAAGUUUUUCGAGAUUUCUACAAUUCGCAAGCCCGACGUUUGAUGUCAGUGUCUUCGAAAUCUUCUUCCCUUGGUAUCGUGGAGCCACACUGGUUUCUGUCCAGCGCAACCGUCUGCUUGGCGAUCUUCCCGGAACCAUCACUUCGCUCAACAUAGAUGCCGCCGAGCUCACGCCCUCCGUCGCUGCGAGUCUGGUACGCACAAGGGAAAACGUUCCUACUCUGCGUGCACUCCUUACGAUCGGCGAGAUGCUCAACACUCAAGUCAUCCAGCAGUUUGGAGGCUCGGCCGAUAAGCCGGGUAUUCUGUAUGGCAUGUAUGGUCCUACGGAAGCUGCCAUCCACUGUACCUUACAACCAGACUUUGAUGUUGAUCUACCAGCUGGUACUAUCGGCAUUCCUCUGGACACAGUUUCUUGUUUUAUCGUCAAACCAGCCGAGUCUGCUGAGCAUGCUAGCGAGAUCGGAAUCUUGCCCAUUGGUGAAAUAGGCGAGCUCGUUGUUGGUGGGCACCAACUAGCAGAUGGCUACCUCAACAGAAAAGAGCAAACUCAGGCGGCUUUUGUGACUCAUCCUAAAUUUGGCAGUCUCUACCGCACAGGCGAUAAGGCCCGUCUUCAUCGUGACGGGACUCUGGAGUGUUAUGGACGUAUCUCGAGUGGCCAGGUCAAGCUUAGGGGCCAACGUGUUGAACUAGGAGAAAUUGAGCAUGCUGCAUCAAAGGCUGACGGAUGCCAUGCGGUGGUUGCAAGCGUCAUCUCUGGUCUCUUGGUCCUUUUCUGCAUUGGUGACUCGAACGAAAUCUCUUCUAAAGACAUCAAAUCCGCUUGUCAGGAGUGGCUCCCUGCUUACAUGAUACCAAGCGACAUUGUCCUGCUUGAUGACUUCCCUUACCUUCCAUCAGGCAAAGUCGACAAGAAGAAGUUGGAGACUGAUUAUAAUUUGAAUACCACGCAAAACGAAUCGGGGUCUUCUGAUGUUUCCGAGAAUGCUCGUGGACUUGCCCGAAUAAUCCAGAGCGUACUGGGCAUUUCGAUAGAUCACAGCACUGACCUCAGCGCUGCUGGACUAGACUCAUUGAGAGCCAUCCAAGUCGCUUCCGAGCUUCGCAGACAGGGUUGUGCUGAUGUUGGAGCACUCGAGCUGCUUUCAGCGACUAAUAUCCUCGCUCUUGACGAACUCAUUCGAAUCAAGGCCAACAAAAGCGACGAUUACUACAACGAUACCAAAGGAUGGAAAGAGAUCAUUUACGAACUCAGAUCAAGCGUUGAAAAAGAUCUUGAGUCGAAAGCUGUUGUGGGUGACAUAGAGGAUGUCCUGCCAUGUACACCACUCCAGGAUGCUAUGCUGGUGGAAACAGCAAGACAACCCCAAGCAUACUACAAUGAGCUUCGCCUCACAGUGUCUCCUAACAUCUCCUUCGAAAGGGUGCGUCAAGCCUUGCUCGCUUUAGCCGAGAGGCAUACUGCCUUGCGUUCAGGCUUUAGCACAUCUGGGCUAUAUCAAUGCGCCUACGCCCAGGUCGUGUGGAAGACACUGGCCGAUUCUCAAUUCGCGCAUGUUGAGUCGUUUACGGCCGGUUGGUCGGUCACAAGCCAAGAUGCGCUUCUGCGACCGCUUAAUUUCCAAUACAAGGGCUCAGGAGCAGGGGCAGAACUUCUAGUGAAUAUACACCAUGCUUUGUACGACCAAUGGUCUGUGGAAAUCAUUCUUGAAGAUCUAGAGACCCUGCUGCAAAACGAGGAAAUACCGGAAAGGCCGUCGUUUGUAGCGGUGAACAAGUUUUUCAGCCUCAGGAGAAGUGAAGACCAGACUUCACACCUCGACUUCUGGGAAGAAUAUCUCUCUGGCGCCAAUCCCGGUCGCUUACCGAACUUGUCGCCGAGAAUGAUGACUCCACAAUCUCUUCGAAGCAUACAGCACACCAUCGAUAUGGAUAUGGACACAUUGCGCCAAGCAGCCCACUCAUAUUCCUGUAGCACUCAUGUAUUCUUCCAAGCUGCAUAUGCCAUUCUCCUUGGUUCCUACAUGGGUACAGAAGACGUUGUUUUUGGUACAGUCUUCUCUGGCAGAACACUGCCAAUCGCGGAUAUCGAAAGUAUGGUCGGACCUCUCUUGUCCACUCUGCCUACACGUAUCGACACCAUGGAGAGCAGGAGAUUCAGUGACGUGCUACGUCGCCUCCAAGAAGAUAAUCGAGAGAUUAUGCAACACAGCAUGACAUCUCUAGCAGAUGUCAAGAAGGCCCGUGGGGCAACUCCAGGCGAAGCUCUUUUCGAUAGUAUAUUUGUAUGGCAAGAGACUGCCCGACCAAAUGUACGAGCUUCAACGCUACUGAACAUGGUAGAAGCUCGUGAUUAUCUGGAAUUCACUCUGACUCUUGAACUUGAGCCCAUCCAGCAGGGUGUCAAAAUCAAGGCGACAUAUCAACCCAGUGUUAUGCCGUCGCAACAUAUCGAGAUUCUAUUACAGCAGCUAGACGCCUUGGUCAAGAUUGCAGUGGCACGACCAGAAACUCUCAUGGGUGAGCUCAAUAGUCAGCUCCCCACCUCUGUCCUGUCAAUAGCCAAUGCAGAGCCUCGAUCCUUUGUGUAUAAGAAUGGACUUGGUUCCGUUGUUGAGAGUCAUGCUCUAAACAGCUCCAGUGACCUAGCUUUGGUCUUCGCUCAUGACAUUCAGGAAGGAAGUUCGAGGGUGGAGAGUCUGACAUACGGCGAACUCAACACUCGAGCGAAUCAGCUAGCCAACUAUCUCAUCUCGCAAGGCGUCAAGCGCGACGAACUUAUCUGUGUCUGCAUGGACAAAUCUGUCGCUCUCUACGUUUCAAUCCUUGCUGCUGUCAAAGCAGGUUGUGGCUACUUGCCUUUGGUACCGGAGACACCUGCCGCUCGGAUCCGUCAGAUUCUGGCCGAAGCGGACGUGAAGUUCUGCUUGACUGACUCUUCGACGGCCUAUAUCAUCGCUGAUGUGAGCGGUCGCCCCAUUAUUGACGUCAGUACCACCGACUGUUCGAAUCAGUCAUGCACAAACCCUGAGCUCAAAUUUGAGCCCACGAAUAUCGCAUAUGCAGUUUUCACAAGUGGUACCACAGGCAAGCCCAAGGGAGUUUUGGUAACUCAGGAGAACAUCCUCAGCAACCUUGAGGUUCUGAGCAGAAUCUAUCCUGUCCCUCACGGAUCAAGAUUGCUUCAAGCCUGUAAUCAAGCUUUUGAUGUGAGUGUUUUCGAGAUAUUCUUUACCUGGUAUAGCGGCAUGUGCUUGUGCUCAGCCUCAAAGGAUGUCAUGUUCCGUGAUUUCGAGCAAGCGAUUAACGAACUUGAGAUCACACAUCUUUCUUUGACACCGACUGUAGCAGCAUUGACAAACCCAGCUCAUAUCCCAAGGGUGAAGUUCCUUGUCACUGCUGGCGAAGCUGUAACUCACCAUGUGCAUAGCGCAUGGGCUGGCAAAGGACUCUACCAAGGUUAUGGCCCGUCAGAGACCACCAACAUUUGUACAGUGAAUCCAGCAGUAGAGUCAGACCAUGUCAUCAAUAACAUUGGCCCGCCUUUCGAGAACACAUCUGCGUUCGUGUUGACACAAGGGAAUGACUUUCAACUCGUUCCUCUCGGUGGCCUGGGCGAACUUUGCUUCGGUGGACAGCAGGUCUUCCGUGGCUAUCAAAAUAUGCCUGAGCUCACGCAAAGCAAAAUCAUCAACCAUCCAAGUUAUGGUCGCAUCUAUCGCAGCGGAGAUCUCGGUCGCUUGUUGCCCGACGGCACUAUCUUGAUCCAAGGUCGUACUGAUGAUCAAAGAAAGAUUCGCGGCCAGAGGAUUGAACUUGGUGAAAUCUCUGGUUGCCUACUCCAAGUCUCUAGUGUGCAAGACUGCGCAAUCGAGGUCGUCAAAACAGCAGACAAAGAGCGAUUGUUGGCCUUCUGGAUCCCGAGCGGGUACUCCAAGGACUCGUACUCAAUUCUUCAGCCAGACAACAACUUGGAACAGAUCAUGGAAAUGAUAUAUGCGCACCUCGCUGACCAUCUACCUGUUUACAUGGUUCCCGACGCACUGGUGCCGGUUUCGGCCAUUCCUCAGACCUCGCAAGGCAAGAUUGACAAGAGGCGUCUAGCUAGCGAUGGCUCAGCUCUUAGUGUAGAGGAGUUGAACGCAUACUCACGAGGUUCCGACGAUGACGAGACCAGUGAGCUCUCUGCGACAGAAAAACAGUUAGUCUCGGCACUUACAGACACGUUGCAAAUGCCGCAAACCUCAAUCGGCCGUUCGACCUCUUUCUUCGCAUUAGGACUCGAUUCUGUAUCCGCAAUUCGUCUUGCGACAAAAUUGAGAACUGAGUAUGGCUAUAGCAUCGACGUAUCCCAGAUUCUGAAGAGGCCCACUAUCGCUAGACUGGCUGCAAAAUUAGAAGGUGGAAGCUCAAAGCAGACUAACGAACAUAUUCCCGCGGAUUGUGAAGCCGUCGUUGGUUCAGAUGUACAUGAAAGUGUGGUAUCACAGCUCCACGAGUACGGUCAGACUGUGUCAUACGUCCUUCCAUGCACCCCAUUACAGGAGGCGAUGCUCUCUGCUCAGGACACCUCGGGCCAUUCGGCGUACAGAAAUAAAACACUGUUCAGUCUGUAUGGGUCUGCUGACAAGCUGAAAGCUUGUUGGGAAGUCAUGUUGCAGAGGCAUGAUAUUCUGAGAACAAUCUUCCUCCAAACGGACGACUCGAAAUUUCCCUUUGUGCAAGCUGUACUAUCAAGUUGGACCUUGCCAUGGCAGGAAUGCGGUGAUAUCCCUGAUCAGCCUUUGACUCUGCUUGACUCAGUCCAGGCCGGCGGAGAUCCACUUCUCGACCACUCACCACCUUGGAGAAUUCAAAUGUAUAGGUCUGAGUCCAUUGCCUGUCUCUUGCUCGACAUGCAUCACGCUCUCUACGACGCCAAUGCAAUGUCUAAUCUUCUGUACGAAGUCGAGCAGCUGUACAAAGAUCAAUCACUUUCUGCACCAGUGUCGUUCAAGCCUUUCCUCGAUUUUAUGGUCUCGGCGAGUGCUGAAGAAGCUGAUACACUGUUCCGUGAUCAACUUCGAGGAUUUGUACCAAAGCCAUUCAAGAGAACAAACUCCAGUCUGUCGGCAAGCAGUUUUGGUACAAUCACAGGCCGCCUCGAUUACUCGCCUAGGGUAGUGGAAAGCUUCCUGUCAAGGCACUCAAUCACCAUGCUGAGUCUGGCUCAGGCCAUGUGGCUAAAGACCUUGUCUGCUUCUCAAUGCUACUCCGACGUCUGCUGCGGCAACGUGGUCAGUGGGCGUAGUGUGCCUGUCGACGAUAUUGAGGCUCUGGUCGCACCAUGCUUCAAUACCAUCCCUGUCCGUGUCGACUUGUCGAAGCACCGAAGUAAUCUGAGCCUUAUCAAAGCUCUACAAAGAGUCAACAUUGAUAGUCUGCCGUAUCAGCUGACACCGUUGCGUCGUAUUCAGACACAAGCUGGCACAAACGGAAAACGUUUGUUCGACUCUCUGGUCCUUCUGCAGCAGAAUGCAACAGAUCUUGACUCAACAAUAUGGACUCUAGAGGGCGAAUCAGGAGUUAUGGAUUUCCCUUGCAUCAUUGAGCUUGUACCCACCAACGAAUCAUAUACCAUUUCUUUGCAUUUCAAUCGGAGUUAUCUUGACGAUGAAGUUGUUUCCAACCUUCAUCAAGCGUGUUUAUCUGCAUUUUCGUCUUGCAUAAGAUACCCAUCUAGCGACGUUUCUGAUUUUAUUGAUUUUGAUAAAGACCUGGUGGCCGGCAUCCUGAAACCGGACACAAAUCACAUGCAACCUGUCGAGACCGCAAAAACAAAGCGAUCUGAAAAUCUUGGAUCUUCUAGUGACGAGUCCUGGUCGCCCCUAGAAUUGCAGAUCCGUACGGCCUACUCUGCAGUGUCUUCUGCACCUGAAGACCGAAUUAGACGAGACACAACAAUCUAUAAGCUUGGACUGGACAGCAUCAGCGCGAUUCAGCUUGCUAACCGACUUCGAAAGGACGGGCUCUUGGUGCAAGCCAGCGAUGUAAUGGAAAGCCCAUCGUGCUCCGAAUUGGCAUCAGCUGUCCAGAGUCGAUCGCAUACUCCUGUCCUGGACACACCCGAAUUUGACUUCGAAGAGUUCGACAAGCACUAUCGUCGUGCUGCUCUACAAAGUCACCAGAUUGCAACUGAGAAGGUAGCUUCGGUGCGACCAUGUACUUCGCUACAGUCAGGCAUGCUAAGUGAAUAUACGCACUCUGAUGGUCAGCAAUAUUUCAACCACACCUUCUACGCCGUCGAGGCGGACAUCGACUCUGGCAAGCUCCAAUCCGCGUGGUCAAAAGUCCUCGAGCAACACGAACUUUUGCGGACCGGAUUCAUCGGCACUGAUGAUCAUGAGCAUCCUUUCGUGAUGUUGACUUACACAGAGUUCGACGUGAAUGAUCUCGAGAUCCAGGCUUCAUCACAAGAGGGAUUGGUCUAUGAGUAUCGCGAACGAAAAGCUUCAGAGUCUGUCAAGGACAAGCUUCACCUACCGCCAUGGAGAUGGAGCUUGGUCGAAGACGAUGGCACACGAUGCCUGCAGUUCUCUGCACACCAUGCCAUAUUCGAUGCAGAGAGUUUGCGCUUGAUUAUGGCCGAUCUCCAGUCUGCUCUUUCCAAAGGCUAUGUCUCCGCAAGACUAACAAUCGACGGUGCUUUGAGUCACAUUCUGUCGAACAGCCAAGCUGAUGUACAAUCACAACGCACUUUCUGGUCACAGAAACUCGGCGGUGCCCCAGUCACCCGUUUCCCCAACAUGACUCCAGUCAGAAUCUCCGACACAAGGGCUGUCAACGUCGAGCUAGUCCUUGAGCUUCCGCAGAGCAAGCUAGAGGCCCGCUGUCAAGAGCUCGGUGUUUCGAUGCAGUCAGUCGGUCAAGGAGCCUGGGCUCGACUUUUGAGCGCCUAUACUGGAGAGUCACAAGUAACCUUCGGAGUGGUUUUCUCUGGUCGCACGAGUCCUGCAACGGCAGAUGCUGCUUUCCCAUGUAUCACAACCCUUCCUGUUUCGACCAAUACUGCGGCAGAGGAUUCUCAACUCCUCAUGGAUUUGAUCUCUUAUAAUGCCAGCAUUCAGAAGCAUCAGUUCACACCCUUGACAAACAUACAGAAGUACGCCGAGUUGCCAAGCGAGGCUUUGUUUGACUCCCUCUUUGUAUACCAGAGGCCCUUGAACGACGAUUUCGACAGCUCUUCGUGGAAAAUCAUACGCGAAACAGCCUCGGUAGAACUUGCUGUGUCUGUCGAGAUGGAAGCACUCAGUCAGGACCGUCUUGGACUCCGAUUGACGAUCAAUCCUGCUCAGGUGCCUUGUGAGCAAGGAAGGAUCAUGUUACAGCAGAUGGAAGCUAUGAUUGCUGGUCUUCUGAAAUUCGAAGACGCAAUCAAUCCGUCGGUCUUGUCUAUCAUCCCUCCGAAGGAUCCCAUCAUUCCGACAGACUUCCAAUAUUUGCAUCAAAUGACUGAAGCAUCUGUCGAGCGCUACUCAGAUCGAGUCGCAAUGGAGUUCGUAGACGCUCUGGAGGACGGACAAAUUUUUAGUCGACACUGGUCCUAUCGUCAGCUGGACGAAGAAGCGAACAAGAUCGCGCACCUCCUAGUCGACCGAGGCGCAAAGCCUGGGGACAUUGUUGCAACUUCGUUCGACAAGUGUCCGGAAGCGUCAUUUGCAUUCUACGGUAUCCUCAAGGCUGGCUGUGCUUUCUGCGCUAUAGAUCCCACAGCUCCAGCGGCCCGCAAAGCUUUCAUCUUGGAGGACUCAAGCGCUCGAGUCCUACUGACAUCUGAGUCGAUUCGUGCGGAGCUGCAAGAGUUGACUCAUUGCGAUGUCGUCGACCUGAUCAAUUUAGAGAACAAGGCUAAGUUGUCAACUUCAUCGGUCACGGUAUCUGGCCUAUCCCCGUCUUGCGUCAGCUACGUCUUGUACACCUCAGGAACCACAGGAACACCAAAGGGUUGUGAGAUCACUCAUGACAAUGCAGUGCAAUUGGUCAUGUCCUUCAAACGCCUAUUCAAGGGAAGGUGGACAGAUAGUUCUCGCUGGCUCCAGUUCGCCUCGUACCACUUCGAUGUUUCGGUCCUGGAACAAUUCUGGACUUGGAUCGUCGGCAUACGUCUUGUAUGUGCUCCUCGUGAUCUGAUUCUGGAAGACAUUGCAGGCUUCCUAGAUACUAUGCAGAUUACUCACCUUGAUCUCACACCCUCUCUUGGCAGACUUCUUGAUCCUGCUUUGGUGCCCAGUUUGCACAAGGGUGUCUUCAUCACCGGUGGAGAAUCACUCAAGCAGGAUCAGAUCAACACAUGGGGCGACGUUGGCUGUUUAUUCAACUUCUAUGGACCCACCGAAUGCACAAUCGGCGUGACUGUCUUCCCUUGUGUCCCCAAGGAAGGAAAACCUUCCAACAUCGGCUGGCAGUUUGACAAUGUUGGCUGCUAUGUACUGGCGCCUGGUACUCAAACACCAGUACUACACGGUGCCAUCGGUGAACUUUGCAUAUCCGGAAAGCUUGUAGGCAAGGGUUAUCUAAAUCGCCCCGAACUCACUGCGGAUUGCUUCCCAUACCUGGACGCCUUUGGUGAGCGAGUCUACCGCACGGGCGAUCUCGUUCGUCUUUUCCACGACGGAUCAAUCGACUUCUUAGGACGCAAAGAUAACCAAGUCAAACUCAGAGGACAAAGACUUGAGAUUGAUGAGAUCGAAGCAGUGAUCAAGCGCUGUCAAGACAUCCAAGACACCGUAUGCGUUGUUGCCAAACAUCCCAAGCAGCAGAAAGAUCAACUCAUUGCCUUCAUUGGUAUCAAUGAAUCUAGAAAACAAGGCAAACCGGAGUUGUGUCCCGCCGACUCGACCAAACACCUCAUCCAGACAGCACGUUCGGCAUGCGAAGAACACUUGCCUGGGUACAUGGUGCCUACGCACUUCUUACCGAUUCAACGUAUUCCCUUGUCUGUGAACAACAAAGUGGAGGAAAAACUUCUCCGUCAGCUUUAUGCUGACUUGCCUACGAAUACCAUCCAGAGUUAUGCUACGCAGACAGACGAUCAUCAGUCUCUCAGCGAUGGAGAGCGAACAAUUGCGCGGAUCCUCGCUGAGCUGCUCAAGAUCGAUGAGAACGACCUCACUCCUUCGUCCAACAUCUUCAGUCUGGGUCUCAAUUCCAUCUCAGCCAUUCAAUUCUCUAAAACGCUGAAGGCUAGUGGCUUCUCUAACGCACAGGUAGCGACUGUUCUCAAGAAUUCGACUAUCAGAAAGUUGACAAAAGCACUUGCUGCUUCAACAGAUCGAUCAGACAGUGAGAUUGCUGAUACCAAGCAAGUCAUACUAGCUUGUCGUCAAAGGCAUAUGGGCACAGUUACUCGUGUCCUGCGUUGUAAAGUGGACGAUAUUGAAGCUGUGGCACCAUGCACACCCUUGCAGCAGGGUAUCAUUUCCAGAUCUCUCGCAAGCGAGUCUUCGCUUUACUUCAACAGCUUCAAGUACAAUGCUCAAGGAGUGGACCUGCAAAAACUGGAGAAGGCGUUCAACCAGGCCCUGGAAUGUACACAGAUCCUACGUACCUUUUUCAUCGAGACUGAUGAUGGGUAUGUACAGGCUGUGAGGAAGACAGGCCAUCUUCCAUGGUGGACACUCGAAGUCUAUGAUCUUGCGUCUGUCGACAGCGUAUUUGCUAAACGCAAGCAGAAAUGGCGCUCCUACAAUACUUCUCACUUGACUGUACCUUUUGAGAUCGUGAUCGUUCGCUCUGGCUCGGAGACUUUUGUAUCUGUCGACUUGCAUCACGCGCUCUAUGAUGGCAACUCCUUUGACCUAUUGAUGGACAAUGUCUGCAAGCUCUACAAGUCACAAGACGCCGACUUUGGAAAGCCGUUCGUUGACUGCUUACCUUUUGGACCUUUACGCAAUGUGCAAGGUGCAAAGCAAUUCUGGCUAGAUCAUCUCCAGGAUGUUGAACCUGCAUCAAUGCCAUCACUUGUUGGCGAUCCAGCAAGCCAGGAUGUUCUUUGUACAGCCAGCCUAGCCAUUCUGACACAAGCAGAUGAGCUCCGUCGCUCUCUGGGGGUGACUAUCCAGGGUUUGGUUCAAGCGACUUGGAUAGCCACUCUACGGAAGCAUUAUACAGGUGCUGUUGGUACGGUUGUUUCUGGUCGCUCCUUUGAUUUUGAAGGUAUUGAGAAUGUGAUCGGACCAUUGUUCAACACCAUACCCUUCUAUCUGAGGUGCGAGCCCGGAGACACAUGGCAAACGCUUGUCCAGAGAUGCCACGAUUUCAACACAACAGCUCUGCCAUAUCAACAUACGUCCCUCCGCGAUAUCGUGAAGUGGUGUAAUAAAGGACACUCCCAGCCGCCUUUCGAUACAUUGUUUGUCUACCAAGGUACACUUGACACCUCUGACACAGAUCGAUCGAUCCUCAAGCCUCUGGAGGAUGACUCUUUCGAAGCUGAUUAUCCACUUUCAUUUGAGGCCGAGGAAGCAGCUGAGGGUCACUUGAAGGUUACUGUUGCUGCCAAAGCUUCAAUCUGCGACGAGGUUAGGGCUCGAGAUUUAAUUGAUGAGUUCCAACAAGCCUUCUUGGCAAUGAUCAAAUCUCCCGAGAGCGAUGUCGGUUCCAGUAUUGGCCAUACUUUCGAAAAGCUUGCCAGGACCGAAGAUGGUAACAAGAGCGAAUCUCAAGCUAGGGACACAUCUGACUUCCAUUGGGGUCCCGAGGCUUCCGUCAUUCGCUCAGAGAUCGCAGCCCUCGCUGGUGUGCAAGAAGCCGACAUUGAUGAGAUCACUUCCAUCUUUGAAGUUGGACUGGACAGUGUAGAUGCUGUGAAGCUCUCGUCACGUCUCAAGAAGAAAAAUGUGGCUCUGCCUGUCAGCACUAUCAUGAAGUCACAGACGAUCGCUCAGAUGACUCCAACAUUGACGACUGACAAGACGAACAAAUCGAAGGCCGAGCCAGAGGGCGCUUUCCAAGCGCUCGAAAACAAGCUUACUUCCUAUGCACGAGGCCAGAUCAAGGACGACAAUUCUCUCCAACGUGUCCUCCCGGCCAGUCCAAUGCAGGAAGCUCUGGUCUCGGAAAUGAUUCGAACUUCAUACAAAGCAUACUUCAACCACGACAUCCUGAAGCUCUCCAAGGAUGUUGAUCACGAGAGGCUCGAGCAAGCAUGGCGAAAAGUGAUCGAAGCCUCUCCUAUCCUCCGAACAGGUUUCCUUGAGGUUGAUGAUCCGGACUUGGAUGCUACCUUUGCUCAGAUCAUCCAAGGAGCUGGCUCCGAAGAAUUCGACCACAUCAAGCUGUCCAGUGAAGAUGCUAUCAACGAGUAUUUGGCGCGCAUCAGCUCCGAUGUGUCAUCAGCUGCUUUGAUCCAACCGCAGAUGCGUUUGACUUGGGCAUCCACUCCCAAAGACAAUUACCUUGUACUUUCAGUCGCUCAUGCUCUCUAUGACGGCCACAGUCUUUCGCUCCUUCAUCAGGAUGUUCAGAAUGCCUACAACGAGACAUUCCAGUCUCGCCCAUUCUAUGCUGAUAUCUUGAGAGACACUUUCCAUGGUAGCAGCGAGGAGUCUGUCAUGUUCUGGCGCAGUUUCUUGACUGACGCCAAGAAGACUCAGCUUCCACAGAUCGAAGACAGCGACAACUCAGGAACGACUACGCAUCGCACAGAGAAAACAAGCCGUCUUGCAGCCAACGAUCUCAUAUCGUUCUGCAAGCAGCAAGGAGUGACUCUGCAAGCUGUCUGCCAAACAGCAUGGGCCUUUGUCCUCGCUCACACCGUACAGUCACUAGAUGUCAUGUUCGGAGUUGUUUUGGCUGGUCGUGAUAGCGAACUUGCCGAGGAAGUCAUGUUCCCCAUGAUGAACACUGUCAUCAUGCGCUCGGUCCUGCAUGGAUCGAGGAACGAUGUGCUGCAAAGCAUACAAGCAACCAUUUCUGACAUUUCCAACCAUCAACACUUCCCGUUACGUCAAAUCCAAGCUGCGUGCCAAGGACAAGUUCAAUCAUCGGCCACAGGCCAGAACGAUGUGUUCUUCGACUCACUUUUCACUUUCCAAAGGCGACCAGAUACUACCGAGAGCGAGACUCAGAUGCUCUAUGAGUCUGUCAAUGGCUCCUCUGAGGUCGAGUAUCCUGUAGCUGUUGAAGCCGAGGUUGUCGAUGGUUCUUUGAUCUGGCGAAUUGCUGGCAAGAGCAGCGCUUUUGAUGAAGCGGGUGUGAGCAAUCUUCUUGACAUCCUCGACGAUGUGUUGCAAGCAAUCGUCGACCAGCCGCAUGAGCCGACAUUGUCGUUCAGCAAUCAAGAAGUCAGUAUCUGUGGUCUACCUGCUUUCGAGCGACAGAUGAAGAGCGACGCAAACCAGAAGACAGCUGAGGCCGAUGGCGAGAUAGUCGAGGACGAAGAUGAUUGGUCAGACACAGAAUCUGCUGUUCGCGAAGCAAUUGCAAAGGUCACCAAGACGCCAGAGAAGGAGAUCUCGAAAACUGCGUCUAUCCAGAACUUGGGUGUCGACUCGAUCAAUGCUAUCAAGAUUUCAGCCUUGCUGCGUCAGAAGGCCAUAAGGAUCACCGUCAGCGAGAUCGUACGCGCUGGUUCUGUGUCAAAGAUCGCAUCAGUGGCACGAAACAAGCAGAUGGACAAGAAGCCACAGGUCAAGGUUGACACUGCUGCCAAAAUCGUAUCCAAUCUGAUGACACAGAAAGGCUUCACUCCUGGCAAAUUUGGCUACGAGGACCAACAGAUCGAGCAAAUCUUGCCUGCGACUGCAGGACAGGUAUACAUGUUGGGUGCAUGGCAAGCCACUGUAGGGCAACUCUUCUUCGGAGAAUUCGAAUAUGUUACCACUGUGCCAGCCGCUAUUGACAACAUCAAGCGCGCAUGGCAGAAGCUCGUGGCCAACAAUCCAGUGUUGCGCACAGUCUUUGUUGCAACUCAAGACAACGAGGUGCCUAUCUUGCAACUCGUGUUGCGCAAUGCCCCAGCUUCAUUCGUGGACCUGGACAAUGAAGAGAAGCCGCAGUCGACGAUGGAACAGCCCUUCGUCCGUCUGACAGCGCAAAAAGCAGAUGAUAGCUACAAACUCUGUCUCAAGAUCCAUCACGCACUGUAUGAUGCCAUAAGCUUGUCGUUGCUCAGUCAAAAGUUGGGUAACUACCUGCAAAACUCUGCCACGACGCAACAAUCUCUAGUCAAAUUCGUCGAUUUCAUUGCUCAGCCUCUGGGCACAGUCAGGAGAAAUGCAAGAACCUUCUGGACCGAAUAUCUUCAAGGUGUGCAAUACCCACAGCUGGAGUCCGACACGUCGUCACCAGCGCGCCACAUCGAGGUCUACGACCCUCGUGCCAUGUCCGAUAUGCCCAGCUUCGAGAACAGCCUAAGAAAACAGGGACUAAGUAUUCAAUCCGUCUUCUUCGCAGCUUACGCCAGAGCUUACAGCUACAACACUGAUCCCACGGCCGAGGACGUAAUCAUAGGUAUCUACCUAGCCAACCGCUCGCACCUCGAAGAUCUAUCCAGCUUGGCAGCACCAACAUUGAAUCUCGUCCCUCUUCGCGUGCGCUCUCCCACAAGAACGUCUCUUGCUGAGCUUGCGAAACAAAUUCAGAAGGAUUUGCAGGCCAUCAGCACACCUGAGAAUAGCAGUGUUGGGCUCUGGGAGAUCGAGGCAUGGACUGGAGUCACAGUAGACACCUUUGUCAAUUUCGUCAAGGUGCCAGAUAAUGAUGACGAUACUGCCGCAGAGCAAGCAGUUGUGAUGGAUGAGGUAGCUGAGAAGCAUCGCACUGAAAAGAGAAGUCAUGUGUCCGAUAUUACUGGAGAUGAUUUCGUUGUGCCGCAAGAGUUGCAGCACGGAGUUUUGAAGAAGACAUACAAGGUAAGUCAUUGCUUCAACCCAAGAUCGUUGGUAAUACUUACUGACUUCUCACAGCGAUCCCUGGAUAUCGAAGCCACAGUUGCCGAUGGGGCACUUGGAAUCGGUGUGUUUGGAUGGGAAGAUAUGAUGGAUGUAGAACAAGCCGAGGGCUUGAUUGAAGAGCUCAAAAUCGAGAUUCAAGAAGUGCUUGAAUCGUAA
Aureobasidium namibiae CBS 147.97 is the source of this 14757-nucleotide messenger RNA. RefSeq names its product peptide synthetase. The record is from RefSeq and is a predicted model, not a curated record. Gene Ontology annotation, molecular function: phosphopantetheine binding; catalytic activity. Gene Ontology annotation, biological process: secondary metabolite biosynthetic process; amino acid activation for nonribosomal peptide biosynthetic process. Gene Ontology annotation, cellular component: cytoplasm. Bases 1 to 14757 code for a protein of 4918 amino acids. Lineage: Eukaryota; Fungi; Ascomycota; Dothideomycetes; Dothideales; Saccotheciaceae. The transcript has 3 exons.